Molossus molossus (Pallas's mastiff bat) is the source of this 1891-nucleotide messenger RNA. RefSeq names its product beta-ureidopropionase 1 (gene UPB1). The record is from RefSeq and is a predicted model, not a curated record. Gene Ontology annotation, molecular function: beta-ureidopropionase activity. The transcript has 10 exons. NCBI's taxonomy places the organism in Eukaryota, Metazoa, Chordata, Mammalia, Chiroptera, Molossidae. Bases 321 to 1109 code for a protein of 262 amino acids.
GUGCCUGUCUAUGCACUGGAACUUGUCACCUACUUCUGGUAACAUCUCUUCUGCUAAGGAAGCUCAGCCUGCCCAACAGGGCUUUCGAAUUGGCCUCUGAAGGGGACUUUGAGCUGCAGGGAUAUGCCUUCGAGGCUGCAAAGGAGCAGCUGAGAGGACCUCGGACAGUGCGUGUGGGACUUGUGCAGAACAAAAUCCCCCUGCCCGCGGAUGCACCUGUGGCCAAACAGGUCUCUGCCCUUCACAGACGCAUAGAGGCCAUCGCAGAGGUGGCUGCAUUGUGCGGAGUCAAUAUCAUUUGUUUCCAGGAAGCAUGGACUAUGCCCUUUGCUUUCUGUACAAGAGAGAAGCUUCCGUGGACAGAAUUUGCUGAGUCAGCAGAGGACGGGCCCACCACCAGAUUCUGUCAGAAGCUGGCAAAGAAGCAUGACAUGGUGGUGGUGUCCCCGAUCCUGGAACGAGACGGAGAGCAUGGGGACGUUUUGUGGAACACAGCUGUAGUGAUCUCCAAUUCGGGAAAGGUCCUGGGCAAGACCAGGAAAAACCACAUCCCCAGAGUGGGUGAUUUCAAUGAGUCCACGUACUACAUGGAGGGAAAUCUGGGCCACCCUGUGUUCCAGACACAGUUUGGAAGGAUCGCAGUGAACAUUUGCUACGGGCGGCACCACCCCCUCAACUGGCUCAUGUACAGCGUCAAUGGGGCAGAGAUCAUCUUCAACCCAUCAGCCACCAUCGGAACACUCAGUGAGUCCAUGUGGCCAAUCGAGGCGAGGAACGCAGCCAUUGCCAAUCACUGCUUCACCUGCGCCAUCAACCGCGUGGGUGAGGAGUACUUCCCGAAUGAGUUUACCUCUGGAGAUGGGAAGAAAGCUCACCAGGACUUCGGCUACUUUUAUGGCUCCAGCUACGUGGCAGCCCCAGACAGCAGCCGCACUCCUGGGCUCUCCCGGAACCGGGAUGGGUUGCUGGUUGCUGAGCUCAACCUCAACCUCUGCCGGCAGGUGAAUGAUGUCUGGAACUUCAAGAUGACAGGCAGAUAUGAGAUGUAUGCACGGGAGCUCGCGGAAGCUGUCAAACCCAACUACAGCCCCAAUAUCGUGAAAGAGUAGCUGGCCUUCAGCCCUGCCCGCCAUGGAGGGCACCUCUGCCCACAGCAGAUCAGCAGGUGGACAGUUUUCCCUGAUGAUGUCUGAUAAUGUUGCUGUCCAGAUUGAUUUUUAAACACUCAGAUGGUGAGGGCAGAAUGAGGAGUGACUGCUCAGUGGGUACAAGGGUUCCUUGUGGGGUGAUGAAAAUGUUUGGGGACUACACAGAGGUGAUGGUUACAAAAUUGUAAAUGUACUAAAUGCCACUGAAUUGUGUACUUUAAAAUGGUUAAUUUUAUGUUACUUGACUUUCGCUUCCAUUUAAGAAAACCCCAGGCACUGAUUGUGAAAGUUGAUUUGAAGUUAGGCUCCGGGGGUGCCCCAGUCCUGAAGUUCCAUUUAGACUGUCAGCAACCGUGGGAUAACCGUAGGAGUGUGUGCCAGUCGGAGAGGGUGAGGCAGACUCACUGGGUGGCCAUGGGCAGGUUGAAGGAUGUGUCAACUUGGUUAGGCUGCAUUCUCCAGUUAUUCAAUCAGACAUCAAUCUGGGUGUUGCUGGGAAGGUAUUUUGUAGAUGUGAUUAAAGUUAACUAAGCAAGUGAGAUUAUCCUGGAUAAUCCUGGUAGGCCUAAUCCAAUCAGCCAAAAGGCCCUAUGAACAGAGCUGAGGCUUCCCCAAGGAGAAAAUUCGGCCUGUGGACAGCAGCUUCGGCCUGUGCCUGAGAGUUCCAGAGUAUGCCCUUCCUGGCAGCCUGCUCUACAGAUUUCAGACUUGUCUAUCCAGCCUCCAUAAUCAUUGAAGUCACU